CCCUUCCCAGUCCUGACCUUCUAUAAAAGCGGCGUCAAAUCUCUGGAAGUCAUAUUUCGACUUUCGGUAGGAAUGAUAGCUUCUAUCAUUCUUGCUCUUGCCGUUACCUUCGGGGCGGCAAGGGCCCAGACGGGUUGUGACACAAAAGCGGAUAUUACAUUUUUAAUAGACUCAUCCGACAAUGUCGGUCAGCAAAACUUUAUCAAACAAUUAGCAUUUGUAAGGGAUGUGUCGAACAACAUGCAGCUUGGGCCUAACAAGGUCCAAGUCAGUGCUGUCACAUUUGGCACUGGGGCCAAGAACCAGUUUGACCUCAACCAGUACAGCGACAAGGCUGCCUUGGAGGCCGCCAUCAUGUCGAUUCAGUACAACGGUGGUCAGCCUGCUCUGGCGAAUGCGAUCCGUUAUGUGACGGGUUCUUCCUUUAGCCCUCUGCACGGAGGGCGGGCGGACGCCCCACACGUGGCGGUCGUUCUCACCAACCAGCCGUCGGGAACAAUUGACACCAUAAAGUUGCAGUCGCAGACGGCAAAAGACAAUGGUGUCAUCAUUUACGCGGUUGGUAUUGGCAACGGUGUCAACAUGAACGAGCUGCAGACGCUGGCUUCGGACCCCGACUCCCGCCACCUCUAUACCGCCAAUAACUUCGACGCCCUGUCAAGUUUGAAGGACAUACUUGCAACAAAAUUAUGCAACGAGUUGCCACCAGACCCUUCCAAGCUUCCUGCACCAAGCAGUUGUCUCCAGAAAGCUGACGUUGUCUUCAUGGUCGACUCAUCUACGAGCGUUGGACAAACAAACUUCGCCAAACUAGAGCAUUUCCUCAAGGAUGUCAUGACUAAGCUAAACGUCGGCCCAAACAACGUGCAAGUCAGUGUGGUUAAAUACGGCAGCUAUCCUUCAUUGGAGUUCUCUUUGACCCAGCACCCUUCUCGUCCUGAGGCACUGAAAGCUGUUGAGGCGAUGACAUAUCUCGGCGGUGGCACCAACGAUGCAGAUGCGUUUACCUUCGUCGGAAACCAAGUUAUGAGUCAGAACCACGGCGCCCGUGGGGACGUUCCACGUAUCGCCGUUAUGAUCACUGAUGGUGGAUCCGCCAACUCACAGGCCGCCAUCGCCGCCGCCCAGAAGCUCGGACAGCAAAACGUCGGGAUACUCGCAGUCGGCGUCGGUAGCCAGGUGAAUCACGCAGAGCUGAACAACAUCGUGGACGCACCGUCAUCCCAGAACGCCUUCUAUGUGAACGCGUAUGAUAAUCUCGACAGCAUAACCAACAAUCUGCUGACUCAGAUGUGCAAAGUCACAAAGAUGCAACCAUCCAUUUCCGGGGCAACUCUACCCACCGAUCCCUGCAAAGAUGUCGAAAGUAACUGCGCCUCCUACGGUGCCGACGUUUGUAAGACCUACCAAUCCUGGGCACAAACCCACUGCGCCAAGUUUUGCGGAUUUUGCCAGCCUCUCUACACUGCCGCUCCUCCAAAAUGUGUCGACACGGACCCCGCCUGCCAGUCCUAUGGACGCGACAUCUGUGCCGACCGAAACUCAUUCUUUGCCCAGAGUUGCCAGUUGUUCUGCGGUUACUGCGGAGACUCUACGUCGCAUGUUGGUUACUAUGGACAGUGCUCUUACAAGGGUAAAACUUACGCCACCGGCGAGAAAUGGUACGACGGUUGCGAGUACGAAUGCAUCUGUGAAGACGGAGCUUCCGGCCGAUAUAAAUGUAACAACAGGUGCCCGGUGUACUACAACUUGCCAACGGACUGCACCCUGGUAACACAGCCGGGCGAAUGCUGCCUACAGCCAGUUUGCAAUUUCAACCCCCAGGUGACCGUUCAACAGUCCAGUGGCCACGGAGUCUCACCAGCUGGCAUUGAUGUGUGCGUCUACAAAACGAAGCAAUACUAUCAGGGUCAGCGUUGGCGCGACGGAUGUGACUACCAGUGUGUCUGCGAUGACUCUAAGAGCGGCCUAUACACGUGUGAGGAACUAUGUCCCAAAUACUCCAGCAUCCCUCCCUACUGCCACAUGGAGACACCCGCGGGAGAGUGCUGCGCGAAGCCCGUGUGUGAGUUCAGUUCUCAGACAGGAAGCUUCCAAGGAACUGGUACCAUCAGUGGUAACGGCGUGGGUAUCCAACCCACUGCUCACCCACCCUGCGUGGACGUGCUGUCCACGUGCAGCAGCUACGGAAAGAGCGUCUGCGUCGACUACAGAGGAUGGGCCGCCCAGAACUGCCGUAAAUACUGCGACAUGUGCCCCGACGAGCUCGCUCAACCUGGACCGGAUGACCGCUGCGUCUAUGAAGGCAAACUGUACCAGCAAGGAGACACGUGGAACACGUCAUGUGACACCACGUGUACUUGCGAGAACGCCAUCUACGGAUAUUAUAGAUGUGUUAACAGCUGCCCGAGCUACAACAACCUUCCACAGGCAUGUUCAACGGUAAAGAAGGCCGGUGAGUGUUGCCCAAUCGUUGAGUGCUCCACCGGUACCUUCUAUACCUCCUCCAUCACGCCAUCUACGAUUGGAAACGGAGGUGCCAUCACCGUCCUCCGCCCACCAUCUGGUAUGACCCAGAUCAGACCUACGCUACCGAGCGGUCAAACCCCACCCACGGGCAGCGGAGGCACGGGCUUCGUCCCACCAAGUCUAAAUGGCUGCCUGUACAAAGGUCAGCUCUAUGUCCAGAACCAGGCCUGGGAAGACGGCUGUGACUUCGCGUGCUUCUGUAAGGAUGCCGCCACCGGUCUAUACUCGUGCAAACAGAAAUGCCCCUCAUACCCGAACUUGGCUCCGUCCUGCCACCUGGAAGUAGACACAAACGACGAAUGCUGUAUGACACCGUCGUGUACCCCAGAUCCAAUCACACAUCAGAUCCCCGUGCAGAUCCCCGUGUUCUUGCCGGCAACACAGAACCACGUGAUUGUUGCUCCUCCCACUCUGAUGGAAGUACAUUCUGGCCAAUACACCGCUUACGUGACGCUGUAUCCACCAGGAUUCACUCCGGCACCACCCACAGUGCAACCGGGAACCAAUUUCGGCGGCGGAAUCGGUUAUUGUUUUUACCACGGCACUCAAUACACUCAGGGUCAAACCUGGGAGGAUGGUUGCGAGUUUAACUGCAUUUGUGACAAUGCAAAUACCGGACACUACACAUGUACUGAGAAGUGCGUGCACUAUCCACCUAUGCCUGCGUCAUGCUACAUGAUCAAGGAUCCCCUUAACGAAUGCUGCGACAUCCCCAAAUGCAAUUUUGGUGUGAACUUCGUCACGCACGUCGGUGAAUUGCGCCAAACAACAGUCAGACCACCUGGCGAGUAUUGCGUGUAUGGAGGUGCUCAAUAUCAACAAGGUCAGACUUGGUACGAUGGAUGUAGCUACCAGUGCACUUGUGAGGACGCUGUUAAUAACCAGUAUAGGUGCCUUACAAGAUGUCCCGAGUACCCGAACGUUGAUGAGACCUGCACUUUCCUGCCCGACCCGAAGGAUCCAAGCUGUUGCGUGAUGCCCAGCUGCCCUUCUUCCACCACCCCCGGGACGAAUCCGCUUAUUCCAACGCCUGCUCCUACUGGAACGUACAUUGGAACUGGAAUGGGAACUGGCUACUGCGAGUACAAAGGCGUGCGAUACACACAAGGGCAGGCUUGGCAAGAUGGCUGUGACUUCAACUGCGUCUGCACGGAUUCCGAGUCUGGCCUCUACAGAUGCACCGAGAGCUGCCAGAGGUACAACAAUCUGCCUCAGUACUGUACGCUUGUUACCGAUUUUGCAAACCCAUGUUGCAAGAAACCCAGAUGUAACAUCCCGUCAGGCUUCAGCUCAACAGUGUUCGUGCCAACCGGAACUACACGACCACCAACCCCGCCCCCACCCGGACAGACUGUCGCGCCAACGAAUCCACCACCACUCAAAUACUGCGUGUAUAAGGGAGUGAACUACAACCAGGGUGAGACUUGGGAGGAUGGAUGUCAAUACAAGUGCCGAUGUGACGAUUCAGACAAGGGACUGUACACAUGCAAUGAGAGAUGCGCAACUUACAACAACAUGCCAGCCAUGUGCAAGAUGGUAACAGACCCUGAAGAUUCAUGUUGCACCGUACCGUCGUGCAUUCCUCCCCCGGGAGCGACACCGGUUCCGGGUCAGUCAACCACACCUUACCAGAUCCCCACCGCUCCCCCUGGGGAAGUGACGGGUUCCGCCAACGUGCCGACCCCUAGGACAGGGGAGACACCCUCCCCAUUGACGUACUGCGUGUACAAGGGAGUGCAGUAUUCACAAGGACAGAGGUGGGACGAUGGCUGUCAAUUUACAUGCGAGUGUUUGGAUGCUGGUACCGGCAAAUACAGAUGUCUUGAAAAAUGCCAGAAGUAUGUAGAAGUUCCCGCAAAUUGCCGUCUGGCCCGAGAUCCAAGGAACCCUUGCUGCCAGAUUCCGGAAUGCAACGAACCCACGCCUCAGCCCCAGUUCACGCCUGGCCCGACUCCGUUACCCCCUACACCACCACCGAAUGUGUGCGUCUAUAAGGGCAACUAUUACACACAAGGUCAACAGUGGUACGAUGGUUGUGACUAUGCAUGCACGUGCGAGAAUUCUAUGACUGGCGUGUACACAUGCAAUGAAAGAUGUCCCCACUUUGGCCAGCUCCCGGCUGAGUGUACUCUAGUCAAAAGUUCAAGUGACCCACUUUGCUGUCAGGAACCAAAAUGCGUCUUCCAAAACACAAAAAAUCAGACAACUGGUUUCUUAACUCCACCGACGGCUCCACCAGGUGUGAUUGAUGGUGGCCACGCCACACCGACACCGCUGCCGACAAUGGCGCCGUCUCCGGGUUAUUCCCCAACUAUGGGACCAUCUACAACUCCAGCACCCCAAGUUUGUAUCUACAAGGGCAACAUGUACCAGCAAGGGAACACGUGGCGAGAUGGAUGCGAGUACAAUUGCGAGUGUCUGGACUCUAUGACCGGUCAUUACAGAUGUACAGAAAUGUGCCCUAAGUUCGACGAUCUUCCAGCCGGAUGUCGCCUCAUUACUGACCAGUACAAUCCGUGCUGCAAGAAGGCAUACUGUCCUGCCAACCUUGUGCCUACCCCGGCACCACCGGGCGCCACGCCGACCCCAGCCCCGAAAGCCACGGGAUGCAUGUACAACGGAGUGCUAUUCAAGAAAGGAGAGCAAUGGAAUGAUGGCUGUGACUUACAGUGCGUCUGUGAGGACGAGAUGACAGGUGUUUACAGAUGUAGAGACAGGUGCAACAAGUAUGACGUUCCUGAAGAUUGUACCCUGGUCACGGACCCCAGGGACGCCUGCUGCAAAGUUCCCUAUUGUGAAACUCCGACUACGCCGAAGCCCUGGAAUCCGGGCAUGAUUCCCACUCCAGCACCAGGGUUUACUUUUGCACCGAACAUGAUCCCAACACCCGCUCCAGGAAGCACAUAUGCACCAGGAAUGUUCCCUACAUGGGUACCAGGAAUGGUUCCCACGCCAGCCCCUGGGGUUACUUUCGCACCAAAUAAGAUACCCACACCAUACCCAGGUUUAACGUAUGCUCCAGGCAUGUUCCCUACGUGGGUACCUGGAAUGGCACCAACACCAGCUCCAGGAAUGACCUUCGCUCCGAAUAAAAUGCCAACACCAGGACCUGAUGGAUUGUAUCCUACUUGGGUACCAGGAAUGAUUCCUACACCAAUGCCAGGUCAAACUUUUGCGCCAAACAUGAUUCCAACCCCUGCACCAGGAAGUACAUAUCCACCGGGAAUGUUUCCAACAUGGGUUCCUGGUAUGGUUCCUACACCUGCACCAGGAGUCACUUACGCUCCUGAAAAGGUACCAACGCCAUAUCCAGGUGGCACGUAUGCGCCUUUGAAGUACCCAACAUAUAUUCCGGGAAUGGUACCAACGCCCGCCCCUGGAAUGACAUACGCACCAUGGCAAAUACCAACACCGGCUCCAGGUCAAACGUUUGCUCCUGGGCUCUACCCGACAUACGUUCCCGGAAUGGUUCCUACACCUGCUCCGGGCAUGACGUAUGCACCAAACAUGAUUCCAACCCCAGCUCCAGGAAGCACUUAUCCUCCAGGACAGUUCCCCACAUGGGUUCCAGGAAUGGUCCCGACACCAGCACCAGGCAUGACAUUUGCUCCGAACAAAAUUCCAACUCCAGCCCCUGGAUUAACGUACGCACCAGGAAAAUUCCCAACAUGGGUACCAGGAAUGGAACCCACACCCGCACCUGGGUUCACUUAUCCAUCAUACUUGAUUCCAACACCUGCGCCAGGCCAGACGUUUGCUCCAGGAUAUUUCCCAACACCAAGUCCUCAGCCAACUCCAGCACCAGGACAGACGUUUGCUCCGUAUGUACAGGGAAUGGUUCCAACUCCUCGACCUGGAUCAACAUAUGCACCAUAUCUUAUUCCAACCCCAGCUCCAGGCAGUACUUAUGCACCUGGGCAGUUCCCGACCUAUCUUCCAGGAAUGGUGCCUACUCCAGCGCCAGGAGUAACGUUUGCUCCUUGGUUAAUUCCAGGAAUCACACCUGCUCUAGGAAGUACAUAUGCUCCAUUCCAAUACCCAACCUGGGUACCAGGAAUGGUUCCUACUCCUGCCCCGGGAAUGACAUUCGCCCCUAACAAGAUUCCUUCGCCAGGUCCAGACGGACGAUACCCUACGUGGAUUCCAGGAAUGGUACCCACACCAAUGCCAGGAAGCACGUUUGCUCCAAACAUGGUUCCAACACCAGGAGUAGGUUCGACAUAUCCUCCCGGCCAAUUCCCUACAUGGGUUCCAGGAAUGGUCCCAACACCAGCACCUGGUGUAACAUAUGCUCCAGGAAAGAUUCCCACUCCAUAUCCGGGUGGAACCUAUGCGCCACUGCAGUUCCCAACAUGGGUUCCAGGCAUGGUUCCUACACCCGCCCCUGGAGUUACAUACGCUCCGAACAUGAUUCCUACGCCAGCCCCUGGGUUCACAUUUCCUCCAGGUCAGUUCCCAACAUAUAUUGCUGGAAUGGUUCCGACCCCAGCUCCAGGUGUAACAUACGCUCCAAAUAUGGUUCCAACGCCUGGUCCAGGUAGAACUUUUGCACCAGGGAUGUUCCCUACAUGGGUCCCUGGAAUGGUCCCAACUCCAGCCCCGGGCGUUACAUUUGCCCCAGACAAGGUUCCAACACCAGCAUAUGGAAGUACAUAUCCGCCCGGUCAGUAUCCAACAUGGGUACCGGGAAUGGUUCCGACUCCCGCCCCUGGUCAAACGUUUGCACCAAAUAUGGUUCCAACUCCAGCUCCUGGAUUUACAUACCCACCAGGGCAGUUCCCAACAUGGGUUCCAGGAAUGAUUCCUACUCCAGCACCUGGUGUAACCUUCGCUCCAGAUAAAAUUCCAACACCAGCUCCGGGCAGCACAUAUGCUCCGUUACAAUACCCAACAUGGGUACCAGGAAUGAAACCGACUCCCGCACCUGGUUUCACCUAUCCAUCAUACUUGAUUCCUACACCUGCGCCAGGCCAGACGUUUGCUCCAGGCUAUUUCCCAACACCUAGUCCUCAGCCAACUCCAGCACCAGGACAGACGUAUGCUCCAUAUGUACCGGGAAUGGUUCCAACUCCUCAGCCAGGACAAACAUAUGCACCAAAUCUUGUUCCAACCCCAGCUCCAGGCAGUACGUACGCCCCUGGAAAGUUUCCAACUUAUCUACCAGGAAUGGUCCCUACUCCAUCAGCACAUGCAACGUUUGCUCCUUGGUUAAUUCCAGGAAUUACACCUGCUCCAGGAAGUACGUAUGCUCCAUUCCAAUACCCAACCUGGGUACCAGGAAUGGUUCCUACACCUGGCCCGGGAAUGACAUUUGCCCCUAACAAGAUUCCCACGCCAGGUCCAGACGGACGAUACCCUACUUGGAUUCCAGGAAUGGUACCUACACCAAUGCCAGGAAGCACGUUUGCUCCAAAUAUGAUUCCAACACCAGCAAUAGGUUCGACCUAUGCUCCUGGUCAGUUCCCUACAUGGGUUCCAGGAAUGGUCCCCACGCCACAACCAGGUGUUACAUUUGCUCCAGGAAAGAUUCCUACCCCAGCACCAGGAAGUACUUACGCUCCAUUAAACUUCCCAACCUGGGUUCCUGGAAUGGUUCCAACACCGGCCCCGCAUGUGACAUAUGCACCCUGGGAAAUUCCGACUCCCGCAAUAGGUUUUACGUUCCCGCCAGGGGAAUUCCCCACAUGGGUUCCUGGAAUGGCUCCUACGCCUGCGCCAGGAAUGACAUACGCACCUAAUAUGGUUCCAACGCCAGCACCAGGAAGCACGUAUGCCCCAGGAAAAUUCCCAACAUGGGUACCAGGGAUGGUCCCAACGCCAGCCCCAGGUGUUACAUUUGCACCGAACAGAAUACCAACCCCUGCUCCAGGAAGCACUUAUCCUCCAGGACAGUUCCCCACAUGGGUACCAGGAAUGAAACCGACUCCUGCACCCGGGUUUACUUAUCCCCCAUACUUGGUUCCCACACCUGCACCAGGCCAGACGUUUGCUCCAGGAUAUUUUCCUACACCUAGUCCUCAGCCAACUCCAGCACCAGGCCAGACGUAUGCUCCAUAUGUACCGGGAAUGGUUCCAACUCCUCAACCUGGAUCAACAUAUGCACCAAAUAUUAUUCCAACCCCAGCACCAGGCAGUACUUACGCACCUGGACAGUUCCCGACCUAUCUUCCAGGAAUGGUCCCUACUCCAGCACCAGGAGUAACGUUUGCUCCAUGGUUAGUUCCAGGAAUUACACCUGCUCCAGGAAGUACGUAUGCUCCAUUCUCAUACCCAACCUGGAUACCAGGAAUGGUUCCUACACCUGGCCCGCCGGGAAUGACAUUCGCACCUGACAAGAUUCCCACUCCAGGUCCAGACGGACGAUACCCUACUUGGAUUCCAGGAAUGGUACCCACACCAAUGCCAGGAAGCACGUUUGCUCCAAACAUGGUUCCAACACCAGGAGUAGGUUCGACAUAUCCUCCCGGUCAAUUCCCUACAUGGGUUCCAGGAAUGGUCCCUACACCAGCACCUGGUGUUACAUAUGCUCCAGGAAAGAUUCCAACUCCAUAUCCGGGUGGCACCUAUGCGCCACUGCAGUUCCCAACAUGGGUUCCAGGAAUGAUUCCUACACCCGCCCCAGGAGUUACAUACGCUCCAAAUAAGAUCCCGACGCCAUAUCCUGGUGGCACAUAUGCGCCAGGCAUGUACCCAACUUAUGUACCAGGCAUGGUACCAACACCUCAGCCAGGAUACACCUUCGCUCCCAACAUGAUUCCAACACCAGGACCAGGAUUAACAUUCCCCCCAGGCCAAUACCCAACAUUUGUUGCUGGAAUGAUUCCAACUCCCCAACCAGGAUACACCUAUGCACCGGAUAAAGUUCCAACCCCUGGCCCAGGACUGACAUAUGCGCCAGGAAUGUACCCCACGUGGGUUCCGGGCAUGGUUCCUACACCCGCCCCAGGAGUUACAUACGCUCCAAAUAAGAUCCCGACGCCAUAUCCUGGUGGCACAUAUGCGCCAGGCAUGUACCCAACGUAUGUACCAGGAAUGGUUCCAACACCUCAGCCAGGAUACACCUUCGCUCCCAACAAGAUUCCAACACCAGGACCAGGAUUAACAUUCCCCCCAGGCCAAUACCCAACAUGGGUUGCAGGAAUGGUUCCGACGCCCGCUCCAGGAUACACGUUCGCACCAGAUAAAAUUCCAACCCCAGGACCUGGACGAACAUACGCCCCAGGAAUGUAUCCAACGUGGGUUCCAGGCAUGGUUCCCACUCCCUCACCAGGACAGACAUACGCACCAAACAUGAUUCCCACGCCAGGUCCAGGUCUGACAUACGCCCCUGGAAAUUACCCAGCACCGACACUCAACCCAUAUCCAGUUCCUACAGCGAUACCCGGAAAGUUCCAGGGAGUUGCAGUCGGCGUAAACGGAUCUGGAUGCGUGCACUAUGGUGUUGUCUACAAUGCUGGACAGACGUGGAAGGACGGUUGUAAAUAUGACUGCGAAUGUCUUGAUGACCAUACUGGCCGAUAUGAGUGCAAAGAACGAUGCCCGCUUUUCCUGAAUCUACCGACGUAUUGCCGACUUGUGAUUGAUCCCAAUGAUGCAUGCUGCAAGAUACCAGUGUGCGUCACUCCAGCACCGACUCCAGAGCCAAGGACAAACCCACCAACCCCAGCUCCAACCCCUGGCCUCCCGGGCCAGCCAACUCCGUCACCGCAACCAACGGCUCAGCCCACCCCACAACCAACUCCACAACCGAAAGAGGGAUGCGUUAUGAACGGCCAGCGUUACGUUGCGGGUCAAAGCUGGUACAUGGGAUGCGACCAGAAGUGCGUCUGCGAGGAUGGCAUGACUGGGUUCUACAGAUGCUUUGACAGAUGUGCAAAAUACGCAUCGGUUCCGUCUGGAUGUCAGCUGGUUCCCGACCCGAAAGACCCAACUUGCUGCCAGGUUCCACAGUGUAUCCCAGUACCUGGUCCUGGCCAGACAGUUCCAACUAAUGGGCCAUUCACUGUCACCGGUGUUCCAGGUGUCAUUUCCGGCUCCGGUACUCCUCCGACUCUUAUUCCGGGAACAGGCGGCUACACAAAUCCACCAAGAAACGUGUGUGUCUACAAUGGCAAGAUGUACACACAGGGACAGAAGUGGCAAGAUGGCUGCCAAUACGAUUGUGUUUGCGUUGAUUCAAUGACAGGCAAAUACGAAUGCACGGAGCGAUGCCCAACCUUCCCGUUGGUUCCGCCCCAAUGCCGCAUGGAACGGGAUCCCAGUGACGUAUGCUGCUUCGUGCCCGUUUGCGACUACAACCAGACGUCUCCCAGCAUUCCAAACCUUGUCUCACCAUCACCUGGUGGACCCACACAGGCUCCGCUACCUCCAUCAUUCUGUGUCUACAAGGGUGUAGCCUACCAGCAGGGCCAGAUCUGGGACGACGGCUGCGACAAAAAAUGUCGUUGCGAUGAUGCCGAUAACAACCUAUAUACAUGCUUCGACAGGUGUAAAUCUUACAAUAACCUCGGGUCUGGCUGUGUCAUGAUCUCCGAUCCUAGCGACAGCUGCUGCCAGAUCCCUCAAUGUACGUACGUGCCGACCUCUGGACCAGCUCUGCCAGGCUCCACUCCACCCACAGUUUGCCCAUUCCCGAUGCCCACUGCGGUUCCAGGAGUCAUUUCCGGUGGCCCUCAGCCGGAUCCGGUCACGGGCGUCGCACCUUCGAACGUCGGUUACUGUGAAUACAAAGGCCAACAGUACAGACAGGGAAUAAGCUGGGAUGACGGAUGUUCAUACACGUGUACGUGCGUCGACUCCAACAGCGGACAGUACCAGUGCCAAGAAAAAUGCCCUCGCUAUGUUGGUAUCCCGUCAUACUGCAAGAUGGCUCAGGACCCGAACAACAAAUGCUGCUCCAAACCCGCAUGUAAUGUGUGCCCGAACACACCAGUACCACCAACAGGUCCAUCACCAAGCGCUACUCCAGCACCAAAAGAGGUGUGUGUGAUGAACGGACAGACAUACACUCAGGGCCAGAAAUGGUUCAUUGGCUGCGACAAGAUUUGCGUGUGCGAUGAUGGAAAGACAGGAGUGUACACAUGUAACCAGAGAUGUCCGAGCUACACACAGCAGGCUGGAUGUACCAUGGUACCAGACCAACGCGAUCCUCAGUGCUGUUUGGCGCCGAAAUGUCCAACCGACGCAGGGGUGUUCGGUACCAUUAACGGUAGCGGCACGCCUGUGCAGCCUGGAACCAACCCACCCAUUACAGGCAACAAUACACCAACACCGGCGCCGAGCGUAUGCGUUUACAAGGGUAAAUCUUACACCCAGGGUCAACGGUGGCAAGACGGCUGUCAGUACGAAUGCGUCUGUGUCGACUCCAUGACAGGCCAGUACUCGUGCACAGAUAGAUGUCCGCGAUUCCCCGAUCUGCCACCAUCAUGCCACCUCGUGUACGACCCCGUCGACCCUUGCUGUCAGAAGAAGGAAUGUCUGACGGUUACCCCAACACCGUUCCCGGGAAUGUUGACGCCCGCACCAACACCUGCGCCAUCGUCAUAUUUCUGUGUGUACCAGGGGAUCCCGUACCGCCAGGAUCAGACAUUCAACAAGGGUUGCGAUCAGAUCUGCAAGUGUGAGGAUGCCAUGACAGGAAAAAUCACUUGCACCGAUAGGUGUCCCACUUACCCUCCUCUACCGGCCAACUGCACAUUGACAACUGAUCCCAACGACCAGUGCUGUCAGAUCCCAGUAUGCACAAGUCCGACCGGAACUGUGGUUGGAGUUCCCGGAACUAUAUCUGGCUCCAAUGUUCCCACCAACACAUACAACCCGACUGGAACCAGAAGCGGCUGUGUGUACAACGGACAGGUGUUCCAGCAAGGCCAGACUUGGGAUGACGGAUGCAAGUAUUCGUGCGAGUGUCUGGACUCAGCCACUGGCCAAUACAGAUGUACAGAAAAAUGCCCGCGUAUGCCCCCAAUGCCGUCCUACUGCACACUUUCCCGGGAUCCCAACAAUCAGUGCUGCCAGGUACCGUUAUGUACCCCACAGACUCAGACGAACCCGCCACCUUUGGGCUCCACGUUGACACCUACACCGGCCCCGCCAAAUGUGUGCGUCUACAAGGGAAGCGUAUACCAACAAGGCCAGCAAUGGUAUGACGGAUGUGACUACGUAUGCACAUGCGACGAUGCAAGCAAGAAUUUCUACAACUGCAGACAACGAUGCGCCGCCUAUCCAAGUGUCCCGGCUGGCUGCACGCUGGUACCGAACCCUGCUGAUCCCACAUGCUGCGAGAUACCGAACUGUCCCAUCGUACCACAGGGUCCAAGCCCUACCCCAGGCAUUGUGACCUUGGCACCUCAACCACCAGGUGUUAUCACAGGUGCAAAUCCCACACCACCCCCAGGUUCCACCCUGCCGCCACCAUACCGCUCCGGAUGCGUGUACAAGGGACAGUUGUUUUUCGAAGGCCAAACAUUCGAUGACGGCUGUGAUUAUGAAUGUCAGUGUCUUUCAAACAUGACGGGACAAUAUCGGUGUGCAGAGAAGUGUCAGAAAUAUUCAGCUCUACCUCGACAGUGUGUUCUUGUACAAGAUGUAAACAAACCAUGUUGUCAAGUGCCGUACUGUGACUUUACAAACCCGACACCGUUCCCGACCGGCAUGCCGACACCCCAACCACUUAUCCCAACUCCGAGACCUGGUGUGGUCACCGUAGCUCCUUACAUAGUGCCGGGUAUUUCAAGCUCACAGCCACCCAGUGUCAACCUGAGUCCAACACCAUUCCCACCAUCGCCUACACCGCAACCUCAGGGCUACUGCGUGUACAAUGGUGUGUACUACACUCAAGGCCAGACGUGGAAUGAUGGAUGUGCAAAGACAUGUCGUUGCGAAGAUGUGAUGAGAGGCUAUUACACAUGUUUCCAGAGAUGCCCAUCGUAUCCCCCAUCGAGCUGCCCGAUGAAGUCCGACCCGAACGACCAAUGCUGCCUGAUGCCCGACUGCAACGGGCCGAUACCUUCCGCGAUCCCGACACCAAUGCCCGGCCAAUCCACGGUUAACCCAACGUUCACAAUUAAACCAGUUACAGGUGGAAGCAUUUCCGGUACCAACGGCGGCAAUCCAGCCAUUGUACCUGGUAUUCCAGGAUCGGGACCAUCCGGAUCAUCACCCGCAUGUGUGUACAAGGGUAUGGUCUACACGCAAGGCCAGACAUGGAACGACGGCUGCAUCUAUACCUGCGAGUGCGUAGACUCGUCACGUGGCCAAUACAUCUGUCACGACAGAUGUCCGAAGUACCCAGCUUUGCCUCCCACGUGUUCAUUCGUUCAGUCCACGACUGACAGCUGUUGUAAGCAGCCGGUCUGUAACACGUACAUACAACCAACAACACCAGCACCAGCAACGACACAGCCCCCAGUCACAAUCAAACCCAUCGACAAAUGCGUCUACUUUGAUGGCAGAAUGUUCAACCAAGGCGACAAAUGGAUGGACGGGUGCUCGGUCGAGUGCGAGUGCACAUACGCCGCAUACAACACCUUCCAGUGUAACGACAAAUGCCCCAUGUACUCCGGACUACCUUCGAUAUGCGUCCUGAUCACCGAUCCAGCGAACUCGUGCUGCAAGAAACCACAGUGUACUCUCACCUCAGGCAGCACUCUAACGCCGCUCAUUGGCAACGCCACUGCGCCCCCGAACUCGCUACAGAUCCUUCCAGUAGGCACACAUAACCUCACCAGCGGAUAUGGCAAGCCCGACAACACUGUUCCGGGAUACCGAGACAAGUGCGCUUACAAAGGUGUGGUGUACUCACAGGGCCAGUCAUGGGACGACGGUUGUGAUUUCGUGUGUACAUGCGAGGAUGCCCAACGGGGCAUGUACCGAUGCACUUCCAAGUGCCCGCAGUACCCCGCUUUGCCAAGCUACUGCAAGAUGGUAAAGAUUCCCGGCCAAUGCUGCCCGUCAAUGACCUGUGACAUUCCCGGCUACGGCACAUACAACCCUGUACCUCAAUUGGUCCCGACACCGAGACCACCUGGCGCCACCUCGGACCCUUACUUGAACUCGGCAACAAAUCCACCAAUUACCGGAACCGGUUCCAACCAAUGUCUGUACAAGGGAGUUCUAUACAACGAGGGUGCUAUAUGGGACGACGGCUGUGACUACCGCUGCGAAUGCCAAGACGGAAGAACCGGAUAUUACGUGUGCAAUCCUCUCUGCCCGGUGUACAACAACCUGCCAUCGAACCAGUGCUACUUGGUAAAGGCCAAUGGGCAGUGCUGCUCUACCCCAAUGUGCUACGACCCCAACACCGGAAAGGUGGUGAACCCACUGACCAGUCAGUCGGUCUUCCCAGUCGUGGGCACGUACCAAGGCGGUUUCACAGGAUUCAGACCGAACACUCAGACGGGUGGAAACUUUGGAAAUGGAGUCGCGUGCGUGUACAAGGGCAAGGUUUACCACAAGGGUGACACUUGGGACGACGGAUGUGAUUUCGAGUGCACAUGCAUAGAUGAGACAACUGGAACAUAUAAAUGUGACGCCAAAUGUCCAACUUACACCAACAUUCCUCCGGUGUGCCGAUUCGUAGACCAGCCUGGCAACUGCUGCAAGAGACUCACUUGCACCGGACCCUCUGUGACUGGAACCAUACCACCAGGCACAACCAUUCUGCCGCCUUCCACCACACCUAACAAGGACCCUAACUGUUACGACAGGAUCAACAACUGCAAUGCAUACGGACACGUCGCGUGCCAGAAUUACCCAGACUGGGCGAGAAGAAACUGUGAAAUGUACUGCAGCAUAUGCACACCCAUGUAUACAACGGCCCCAACACCAUGUGGCGAUAAACUACCGGAUUGCAAGGAUUUCGGAAGUCAGGCGUGUUCCGGUAUUUACGAGCCUUGGGCCCGCGACAAUUGCGCCAUGUUCUGUGGCUACUGCGGUUCAACUCCGUCUGGGCAAGUUAUUACAUCUACUACUACUCCGGCGUCUUCCGGCUGUGUGGACGUAUUACCGACAUGCAAUUUGCUGGACAAGAGCUACUACUGUGCUGGAGAUUACUUGAGCUGGGCCUACACCAAUUGUCAAAAAUACUGCGGCCUUUGCAAUACGAUAAUUACAACAACGCCUGUUUCGACCACCCCAGCUCAGUCCUAUCCGUUCGAGGUCCUUUUGAAGGGCGUGGCAGGUGCACCCGGACCAGACCUGUACCAGCUAUGGCACUCAUCACAGACACUCAACACGGAUAAGCCCCUGGCUUCACACCUGACCACAGAAUACAAUGGGCAUUAUAAACCAGGCACGUCCAACAACUGGAACAGCAAAUGCUUUGACCAGAUUCGCGUUUCAAUUUACAACGGCGGAGUUGAAAAGGCUUACAUCUUAUUCAACGCAACCGGCUCUACCAAAGAAAACUGGUUUACUUCUGACCGCAUUAUUUCCUCCACUUGGACAGACCUCAAAACUACAACGAAAGAACUCAUGAGUCUUUCAGGUGAUGCCAAUACUGGGCGAGAGUUCUACAUCAGCGGCCACACAUCUCCGGGCGACAGCUGUGACUCGUUCGGCUGGAUGAUGAUCUCAACUAAGGCAACAUGUUUCUACGAAGCUGGAGACGCAAAACCAACAUUCUACUAUGCACCGGGCACAGGCCUUGCAAACUGGGCAAUGAACAACCCAUUAACCGGAGACCUAUUCGUCAUUCAAGGUCGCCCAACGUGUAACACAGGUCCUAGUGGUCAGCCCACUACAACCGGCACCAUUUCAACGACAGCGUUUUGCGACUACAAGAAUCAGCAUUAUACCCAAGGUCAGAUGUGGACAGACGGUUGCAGCUUGAACUGCACAUGUGUGGAUGCGGCCACGGGCUAUUACAGAUGCUUCGAUUUAUGUCCGAAAUACGCCGCCCUUCCGCCGGGUUGCACCGUUGAGAAGAAACCAGGAGAGUGUUGUGGGCAGCCUACUUGCAGCAUUUCGAACGUGAUCACAAUUAAACCCAUCAUAAUUGUCGGCGGGACGUCAUUCUGUGUGUACAAAUCACAGUCCUACCUCCAGGAUCAGACAUGGAAUGACGGCUGCAGUCAGUCGUGUACUUGUACAGAUGCCACACGGGGUCUCUAUUCCUGCAGACAAGUGUGUCUGAACUGGGACUCCCUGCCACCCAUCUGCCACAUGGAGGACCCACCGGCAGGGUUGUGCUGCCAGCAACCCAAGUGCCCCAACGGCGCCAUUAUCCAGAUUCCACAGGCCUACAAGGAUGAAUAUCCGGGCUACUCUUAUGUGUAGUUUUCUUCAUGGACAAUUGAUUUAUAACUACUUGAAAUAAAUAAAUUAACGUUUAAAAGCA
Dreissena polymorpha is the source of this 16867-nucleotide messenger RNA. RefSeq lists its product as uncharacterized. Gene Ontology annotation, molecular function: protein binding. Bases 73 to 16806 code for a protein of 5577 amino acids. NCBI's taxonomy places the organism in Eukaryota, Metazoa, Mollusca, Bivalvia, Myida, Dreissenidae. The record is from RefSeq and is a predicted model, not a curated record. The transcript is spliced from 79 exons.